Sardina pilchardus (European sardine) is the source of this 760-nucleotide messenger RNA. RefSeq names its product cilia and flagella associated protein 299 (gene cfap299). The transcript has 6 exons. The record is from RefSeq and is a predicted model, not a curated record. Lineage: Eukaryota; Metazoa; Chordata; Actinopteri; Clupeiformes; Clupeidae. The coding region runs from base 12 to 713 and encodes 233 amino acids.
CCACGGCCAACAUGGAGGAGGACAACGCUGCUGCGGCUCUUGAUAGCAUUGUGACUGAAUUUCAUUCGUAUGAAGAUUUUCUUGAUUCUCAGAUUACCUCUUUGGAUUUAUACUAUUUAGAGGAUGAGGAGCUGGCACGCCACCUGGUGGAGCUGGGAUACAGAGGCAGCGGGGAGGUGCUCAAGAGGGAAGAGUUUGAGACCAGGAAGGCCGCCGCCGAAGCGUCCCGCCUCAACAAGAGGAGCCAGAGACAGACGUUGGCAAGCGCAGGAAAGGAGCUCAAAGAUAACUUCCUGAAGGCACUGGCGGAGCGCGAGGAGGCCAACCGCAGCGCCAGGAUGACUUCCAUCAUCUUCAUCAGGGACCGCAACGCUCAGGGACAGGAAAUCUCGGGCUAUAUAGACUACUCCCACAGACUCAAGUUUGAGGACUUUGAGCCGUACUUCAGCGGAAAGAAGCGCCUGCUGCCAAGAUCAACCGACCUAAGUUUCUAUAACUGGGAGACACAGGUGUCCACCUCAAAUGCUAGCGCCAACUACCAGGUGAUAGCAGAAAACUCCACUGGACUGCUCUUCAAAAACAAACGGGAUCGUAAAAUUCUCAACGUAGACCCCAAGGCUUACCCUGGUGAUAACUCUUCCAGAACACCCCUGCAGUCGGACCUCUACACUCAAGUCGUCAUCUAUGACCACAUCACCCGGAGGAAAACCUAGAGCCAAUGGCCGGCCAGCACUCUGCAAUUAAAACCCUGUUAAACCCA